AUGAGGCUCUCAUCGAUUGCAGUAGGCGCGACAGCCUUGCCGGGCGCCCUGGCUUGGGGUGGCUUCGGACACAUCAGCGUAGCCUAUAUCGCGAGCAACUUCGCCUCCCCCUCCACAACAACGUACCUCCAAACCCUGCUGCGCAACGACACUGGCGACUAUCUCGCCGGGGUAGCGACCUGGGCCGACUCGAUCCGGUACACAAAAUGGGGAAGGUUCACCUCCGACUUCCACUUCAUCGACGCCAAGGACGACCCGCCGCGGUACUGCGGCGUCGACUUCGACCGCGACUGCAAGAAGGACCGGGGCUGCGUGGUCAGCGCCCUGCACAAUUACACGACGCGAAUGCUGGACGCUGACCUGCCCGCGUACGAGCGCGCCAUCGCCGCCAAGUUCGUGGUGCACUUUAUUGGCGACAUUCACCAGCCGCUGCACACGGAGAACGUCGAGCGCGGCGGCAACGGCAUCCCGGUCCUGUUUGACGGCAAGCACUUCAACCUGCACCACGUCUGGGACACGAGCAUCGUGGAGAAGCUGGUGGGCGGCGUUGGCCGCCGGAGCCCCUACGAGGCGGCCAAGCGCUGGGCGGACGAGCUCACGAAGGAGAUCAAUGAUGGCAAGUACGCCUCGGACACGAUUGACUGGCUGAGGUCUGCCAACCUGUCGGAUCCCAUUUCCACGGCGAUGGCCUGGGCGACCGAGGGAAAUGCCUAUGUCUGCACGACAGUCCUCCCUGAAGGUCCGCACGCCAUCAGAGGCCAGGAGCUUGGGUCAAAGUACUACGAGGCCGCCGCCCCGGUUAUCGAGGUGCAGGUGGCGAGAGCGGGAUAUCGUUUGGCUGCCUGGUUAGACCUCAUCGUCACGAGACUUGAGACACGGACAUUGCCAGACGAUCUGUAG
Parathielavia appendiculata is the source of this 900-nucleotide messenger RNA. RefSeq names its product S1/P1 nuclease. The coding region runs from base 1 to 900 and encodes 299 amino acids. NCBI's taxonomy places the organism in Eukaryota, Fungi, Ascomycota, Sordariomycetes, Sordariales, Chaetomiaceae. Gene Ontology annotation, biological process: DNA catabolic process. Gene Ontology annotation, molecular function: endonuclease activity; nucleic acid binding. The transcript is spliced from 3 exons. The record is from RefSeq and is a predicted model, not a curated record.